UUGUCAUCAGAAUCCACACCUGUUUAUUUUUUUCUUCAAAAAUGUUGUAUUCAAUGUAUCUUAAUAUAAUCAGGUGUCUAUGAUAUUCAAGGUAUUGUUGGCAUCUAUAACAUCUCUAAGAAAAUAGUUGAGAGAGGGAAAAGAAGCGAUGGCACAUUACAGAGCAAGCUCAGAGGUAGAGAACAUGAUGAUCAGAGACAAUAGUCGCCGGAGAAACCAAGAAGAAGACGAAGAGGAAGCCAUGAAAUUAGCGGCUAUGGAGAAGUUGCAGCGUCUUCCAACGUACGACCGUGCGAGAAAGGCCGUUUUAAGAGGGAUCACAGGAGGUUUCAAGGAGAUUGACAUGAAAGAUAUUGGCCUCGCGGAGAGAAGAGAGUUAUUCGAUAGAGUAAUGACAAUGGAUGAUGAAGAUUGGCAUGGAGAGUAUCUACGGAGGCUAAAGAGUCGUUUCGAUAGAGUCUCUCUGAAUCUGCCAACGAUAGAAGUUCGAUUUGAGGAUUUAAACGUGACUGCCGAAGCCUAUGAGGGAAGCAAAGCUGUUCCCACUGUCCUGAACUCAUACGUCAACGUUGUAAAAGGUAUUGGAACUAAAAUCAGAGUUCUUCCGGUUUUGAAAAAGAGAAUCUCCAUUCUUAAGGAUGUUAGUGGAAUCAUCAAGCCCGGCAGAUUGACUCUACUUUUGGGACCACCGGGCUCUGGAAAAUCGACACUACUAAAAGCAUUGUCUGGAAAGACAGAAACUGGACUAAAAUCUACAGGGAAAGUGACAUACAAUGGUCAUGAACUGCAUGAGUUUGUGCCUGAAAGAACUGCGGGCUACAUCGAUCAAUAUGAUGUUCACUUGCCGGACUUAACAGUUCGAGAAACAUUAAAGUUUUCCGCAAAAUGCCAAGGAGUCGGCACAGGCUACGAUAUGCUUGCGGAGUUAUUGAGACGGGAGAAAGAGUUGAAUAUCAAGCCGGAUCCUUACCUCGAUGCGUUAAUGAAGGCAUCGGUUAUGAAAGGGCACAAGGAGUAUGUGGUUACAGAUUACGUUUUAAAAGUCUUAGGACUUGAGAUUUGUGCUGAUACUAUAGUUGGGAAUCAUAUGAAAAGAGGCAUCUCUGGUGGGCAAAAGAAACGCGUAACGACUGGUGAGAUGUUGGUCGGUCCAGUCGGAGCUUUCUUCAUGGACAACAUAUCAGAUGGUUUAGAUAGCUCGACGACGUUUCAAAUUGUCAAGAGCAUCAAGCAAAUGAUCCAUGUUUUCGAUAAAACCGCUCUUAUUUCUCUUCUCCAGCCUCCUCCAGAGACAUUCGAGCUCUUCGAUGAUGUUAUCAUUCUUGGAGAAGGCCACAUUGUUUACCAAGGCCCUCGGGAAGACGUCCUCGAGUUUUUCGAAUCUAUGGGGUUUAAGUGUCCUGAAAGAAAAGGGGUUGCUGAUUACUUGCAAGAAAUUUUGUCCAGAAAAGAUCAAGAACAAUAUUGGGCUAAUCCAGAGCUGCCAUAUCGUUAUGUAUCCGCAAAACAAUUCGAAGAAGGCUUCAAAAUGCACCAUUUCGGGAGCACAAUGCGGUCUCAGCUUGCAACGCCAUUUGAUCGAUGGAAGAAUCACAGAGCAGCCCUAACAAGGACUAAAUAUGGAGCGAGCAAGUUGGAGCUACUAAAGGCAUGCUUAGAACGAGAAAGUAUUCUAAUGAAGAGGAACUUACGCACUUUCGUCUUGAAGUCACUUCAGCUAAUUUUCAAUGCCUUUCUAAUCGGAGUUGUGUUUUGGCAACAAAAGAAAUAUCCCAGCACGGUAGAGGAUGGAAUCAUCUACAUGGGAGCUAUCUAUUUGGUUGUGCAAAUGAUUGUAUUCUCGGGUUUUUUUGAACUUCCAAUGACUAUUGAUAAGCUUCCAGUGUUCUACAAGCAACGCCAUUUCAGCUUUUACCCAUCAUGGGCAUUCUCGUUACCAACGUCAAUCAUUACCUUUCCUUUAUCCUUUGUUGAAGUCUUCAUUGUGGUCUUAAUCACUUAUUUCACCAUUGGAUAUGAUCAAACCGUCUCAUCGUUCCUUAAACAUUACUUAGUUCUAGCAUUGUGCGGACAAAUGUCGUAUGGACUUUUCCGGUGUAUCGCUGCAGUGACUCGAAAUCAUGUGGUUUCAAACACAAUGGGAUGUCUUGCUGUCAUGUGGCUGAUGACAUUCAGCGGAUAUGUGUUGUCCCGAAAUCAAGUGCAUAAAUGGUUGACAUGGGCGUAUUGGACAUCACCAUUAAUGUAUAUUCAAACAGCUAUUUCGGUUAACGAAUUCCGCAGCGAGUCUUGGAAAGAUGGUCUAGGAGUAGCGGUCUUGAAAUCGCGAGGAUUUUUUGUAGAAACUUACUGGUAUUGGAUUGGACUUUUAGCAUUGAUCCUAUCCACAAUCUUGUCCAACAUUAUUACAUCUUUGUGUCUGGCUUUUCUUAAACAAUAUGGAAUAUCUAAGGCUGCGGUGUUACCGGAUGAAUGCGAAGAAGCUAAUAGCAACAAUAUGAUAACAGGCAUAGACUAUACAAGAACUACGACGCAACCAUUCGUUGACAGAGUAGUAACAACAAGAACUUUUAACGACAAAAAACUGCGUAUACCUUUCAAGCCUCUAUACAUGACGUUUGAGAAAAUCACAUAUUCUGUUGAUACUCCAAAGGAGAUGAAAGAAAAGGGCAUAAGAGAGGAUAAACUAGUACUAUUGAAUGGAUUAAGCGGUGCUUUUAGACCAGGGGUUCUUACUGCACUUAUGGGCGUGAGUGGCGCGGGAAAAACUACUUUGAUGGAUGUUUUAGCCGGGCGUAAGAACACAGGAUACAUUCAAGGGAAAAUCCAUGUUUCUGGAUUUCCUAAAAAGCAGGACAGCUUUGCCCGUGUUUCGGGUUAUUGUGAACAAUCUGACAUCCAUUCCCCUCUUUUGACUGUCUAUGAGUCUCUUCUUUAUUCGGCAUGGUUGAGGUUGCCCCCUGACAUCGACACACAUACUCGAGAGCUCUUUAUUGAAGAGGUGAUGGAAUUGAUAGAGUUGAAACCAUUGAGGGAGAUGUUGGUAGGAUAUGUGGGAAUUAGUGGGCUUUCGACCGAGCAAAGAAAAAGAAUGACAAUCGCAGUAGAGCUUGUAGCCAAUCCUUCUAUUCUUUUCAUGGAUGAGCCAACAUCCGGCUUGGAUGCAAGAGCUGCCGCGAUUGUCAUGAGAACCGUUAGAAACACUGUUGACACUGGAAGAAUGGUUGUAUGCACCAUUCACCAGCCGAGUAUCGAUAUUUUUGAAUCCUUUGAUGAGCUUUUCUUGUUGGCAAGAGGAGGAGAAGAGAUCUAUGUUGGUCCAAUUGGACACCAUUCCUCUCAACUAAUCGAAUAUUUUGAGGGAAUUAGAGGAGUAGGAAAAAUAAAGGAAGGUUACAAUCCAGCAACAUGGGCCCUUGAAGUGACAACAAGGGCACAAGAAGAUGUUCUUGGUGUCAGAUUUGCUCAAGUAUACAAAAACUCAAACCUAUAUAGGAGAAACAAAGAUCUUAUUAAGGAGCUAAACAUGGUUCCCUCUCAUGCACAAGACAUUCAUUUCUCAACAAAAUAUUCACAAUCAUAUCUCUCUCAAUUCCAAGCUUGCUUGUGGAAGCAACACAAAUCAUACUGGAGAAAUGUUCCUUAUAACGCGGUGCGUCUCAGUUUCGGGGCUGCUGUUGGAAUCAUGUAUGGAAUAAUCUUUUGGAGCCUCGGAAAAAGAAAAGGAACAAGACAAGAUAUCUUCAACAGUGUAGGCGCUAUGUCAACUGUUGUUGGCUUCUUAAGCUCACAAAGUGCUGCAACUAUACGUCCUGUCGCAAUCGCUGAACGUACUGUUUUUUAUCGAGAAAACGGUGCUGGGAUGUACUCUGCUCUACCCUAUGCAUCUUCACAGGUGAUAAUCGAGAUUCCAUAUACAAUGGCUCAAUCUUGCAUCUAUGGAGUUAUUGUCUAUGGGAUGAUAGGAUACGAAUGGACUGCUUCCAAGUUUUUUUUGAACAUAUUCUUUACCUUCAUCAGCAUCCUCUACUCUAUAUACACUGGUAUUAUGGUCAUUUCCGUAAGUCCUAAUCAAGAAAUCGCUUCGAUACUCAAUGGUGUCAUAUCCACAUCGUGGAACGUCUUUUCAGGAUUCACCAUUCCUCGUCCCAGAAUGCAUAUAUGGUUGAGAUGGUUCACCUACGUGUGUCCAGGGUGGUGGGGGUUGUACGGAUUGACGAUAGCUCAAUACGGAGAUGUAGAGACGAGGCUCGAUACGGGUGAGACGGUUGUUGAGUUCAUGAAGAAUUAUUAUGGUUAUGAAUACAACUUCUUGUGGGUUGUCUCACUUACCCUCAUUGCUUUCUCUUUGUUUUUUGUAUUUAUUUAUGCUUUCUCUGUUAAGAUUCUGAAUUUCCAGAAGAGGUGAGAAAUUUUGUGAACACCAAUAUCUCAUUAUCUACUUGUUUGAUAAUAAAUUUGUUACGAAAAC
This is a messenger RNA of Arabidopsis arenosa, 4471 nucleotides long. NCBI's taxonomy places the organism in Eukaryota, Viridiplantae, Streptophyta, Magnoliopsida, Brassicales, Brassicaceae. The record is from the annotation of a GenBank genome assembly.